AUUGUUUCCUCCGCAUCAAGUCUAUGCGCACAUGUAUUCCUCUCAUCAAGCAACACUAUAACGAUCGGAAAUUUAGAUUUUUUUUUCCAUGCUCUUCUAGGUGGAGCGCAAGUGUUUGAGAGUAGACUAAGUUGGAACAGAACAGAAGAAGCAAGAUGAUGUCUGCUGCGAACGAAAGCGACGACAUGCCGCUCCGUAUUUGAUUCUCCACUUUAAUUUUUCUCGCUCUCUGACCCUAGUAGCUACCCUUCUUCCGUUUCGUCGAAUCCUUGUUCCUUCAGAAUUGACAGAUAUCCACCUUCCUGAACAGCCACCAACUCACUUACAUACGCACCACAGUCUUUUUCUCUCUCUCUCUCACUUCAAAAACAAUCGCUGAAAAAAAUUUGACUUUCAGAGUAUUCGGAUGCGGAUAUUUUGACGGACAAGUUGGAGACGUCUGUCCGCCAUGGUUUCGUCCGGAAGGUCAUGUCCCUGGUGGGGGUCCAGUUACUGGUCACAGCUGCGAUCGCUUUUCCCUUCGUGGUGUAUGUUAAGAAUGGUUGAUAAAGUCCCCUCUUUCCCAGUUAACAUAACUCCGCCACAAUAUAUUUAGAAUGGUGGAUUAAUAUGAUAUAUUUUUGAAUGGUGAGAGUUUCCCUUUGUCGCUUAUAUAUAUUAAGAAUGGUUGAGAUAAUAAUGCUGAAUGAUUGAUGAGAGGGCGCUGCAUCCAACAGAUUUACUGGGUGACUUUAGUCGUUUAAUGAGUGAUGACAACGAGACUUGAUUAGUUUGUGGAAAUAUUGAAGAUGUGAUCGUAGCGGUUUGAUUAAGUAGACAAAUGCUUGCUGGUUGAUUCAGCGCCUUCGAAUAUUUGAGAAAGCACCGGAGUGGAAUAUUGAGGAAAGUUCUCAUCAUUGUCUUCAGACGAAUUUGCUUGAAACGCAAUUUAAUAGCAGGAUGACUCUGACUACAUCUACAACGGUGGAAGCGUCUGGAUUUAAUUUAAGGGCGACAUUUCUCAUACUUGUCUAAUUCCAACGCUUCCGGGUUCAUCCAGAACAACCAAGUCCUUAUCACUAUCGCCAUGCUGAUUCCGAUCGCACUCAUCUGCUACAGGUACCAAAUCUUGUCUGCACUAUCCUAACAAGCGGCAUCCUAACAAUCCUUAGAGUCGAGGAAAAUCCUUUAGACUUCCUCAGAAUCGUCGCGGUAUCAUCUGCUACAGGUACUAGUACUAGAAUUAAGUCCCAUCUGCAUCUUAACACUCCAAAAGAGGUCUAUCCUCCCUUACAGCGCUCACAGCCUGUUCAUCCAUACAGCCGCCGCAGUGUCCUUCAGAAAUAUAGAUAGUCCACCCUUAGACCUCGCGCAUUUUCUCAACGCAGCUGCAGCAUCUUCAUGCUUACAACCUUACCGAUAUCCACUAUUUUGCUCCGUUCUUACCUGAAAUCAGCAUGUGCGACCCUUCAAUCACCCGUGAAUAUCCGAAGAACUACUGUUUUCUCGCUGCUAUCACAUUGGCUUUCGGACUGAUUGUUGGGGUCACGUGUUCAAUGUACACGACGUCAUCAGUACUCAUGUUAUGGAUGGUAUUUGUAAUAGAGGUGGACUCAAUAACUCAUUAGACGUUGGCUAGUACUAAACUAAGACUUUCAAGAAGUCGCAGAUAGAGGCGCAACUGACAUACCCCCAGAGUGGGCGCAUUCACUGACUCACUCGAGAUCUAUUUGGGGAUGCUAAUGCGCCCGUCUAUUUCUGUAGGGGAAAAGCGAUAGAAUGAAUAACGUCAGCGCUGUGGUCAUGUGCUGUGCUCAUGUACUUCUGGAGAUGCUCGGAGUUCGUUUAUUCUGUAAUUCUUUUCACUCUCGAAGAGCCCUACUCUAGAAGCCAGCUUUCUUCCCACCACCUCAGCCUCUUUCUUAACCUCCCUCCACGUCCACCCAUGCCCAAGUCGCUCUAAUCAUCGCCGCAGGAUUGACAGGAGGAAUUACGAUAAGUCUUGUGGCUUUCGCCUGCCAGACGAGCUAUGACUUCACUGGAUUUGGGCCAUACUUGGUAAGCAGUUUUUUUUUCGGUUUCGGUAGUCUUCAUUUGGUUUCAUUCUCCUCAGGAGUAUCUUUUUCUGGAGACCUCUUUCUCAGCAUGAUGUCCAUAUAUCAUUUUCAAGAAAAAUUCUCCACUUCCAAACCUUCCAAGUUAAUGUAGAACUAUAUUGAUCACAUCAGGGAUAGACUAUUGUUCCCUAUUCUGACAUUUCAAACCCCUCCCCUUUCAAAAAACCUCCUCCCCUUUCAAAAAACCUCCUCCCCUUUCAAAAAACCUCCUCCCCUUUCAAAAAACCUCCUCCCCUUUCAAAAAACCUCGUCCUCCCAACACCCCUUCCGAACAAACCUCAAAAAACCUCCUCCCAACACCCCUUCCUUCACAACCAGUUUGCGAUGCUCUGCUGUUUGAUGUUUACAAGUUUGAUCAUGAUGUUUCUGCCUGGGUCCCAUUCACGACCGAUGGAGGUGGUAUACAGUGGACUUUCGGCGCUGCUGUUCUUAUGGCUUGGGUUUUUAGACUGUCCUUUAGCUUGAAAAGUUGCCAAUCGCGGACGUUAUCUUCGUUCACAAGCAAGUGCACACUUUUCAUCGCGUCGUGUAAAGUCAGUCUCUCAUAGACGGUGCUAAAGUUAGUAUACAACGUGUAAGUACAUAAGAAACAAUGAUCGUAAGCGUAACGAACGAUGUUCGUUAAAAAACGACGCUUAAUCUUAGUAAACGACGCUUUGCCUUAGUAAACGACGCUUUAUCUUAGUAAGCGGGAUAUGGGGGAUGCAGCGUACUUGAGAACGAAGAUGACGCUGUGAAUCGGCUCUGCAAGUUGCCACUCAACUGCAACAUACGAGCGUCUCUUUUUUCCUGUAGCUAGUUUGGCUAGUAACACUUUUCUUGUCUGUCGUAAGAAUUUCCUCUCUAGUGCCUUUCUAUCUAUUCACAUGUGUAUCCAUCUAUCUAUCCGCCUAUGCCUCUUGCUAUCCAGGCAUCUCUUUCUCUCUCUUUCUUUCCAUCUAUCUCUCCUUCUACCUACCCACCUACGCUCCUACCUAUCUACCUAUCUAUGCUCUCGGUGCCCCUCUCAGAGACCACAGAAUGUUCUAACUUUUUCCUUCUACAUCGUUUUCGAUGUCCAGCUGAUCGUAGGAGGGAAGCAUCACCGACACCGUUUCGCUUUGGACGAAUAUUGUUUCGCUGCUCUCAACCUCUACAUGGACAUCAUCAACCUGUUUCUGCACUUUAUGAAGAGGAUGAGAGUUUAUUUGAAUGUAGUACUGAGAAGCUGGGUUUCGUUUUUCACUUUAUUACUGAGAUAGGAAGGAGGGCUGAUAAAUUGACUGAAUCAAUGGAGCUAGAAAAGAUACGCACAACUACCAGAGGUGUGAGUACUUUUAUCAAGAGAUGGUCCAAGCUGACAGUUGAGAAACACAGUUUUGAGGAGCUUCGCAACUGUUGAGAUAAGUUUUGUUCAAGUAGAUAUUCCAAAGGACACGUUCAUACCUUUGCUGCGCAUCUUCGGAGAGCGGCGUUAAGCAGAACAAUGGCACUACCGCAUCUUUGGAAAAACCGGCGUCGGAUGGGGCAAUAA
Amoebophrya sp. A25 is the source of this 3609-nucleotide messenger RNA. The record is from the annotation of a GenBank genome assembly. Lineage: Eukaryota; Dinophyceae; Syndiniales; Amoebophryaceae.